GCACCGCACCCAUCUCCGCCCGUCUCCCCCGCAGCCAUGCUGCUCCCCCGAGUCUUCGCGCCCGCCCGCGCACUCCUGCACUCCACCAGCAGCGCCGCGGCGACAGCCAUCAUCCCCUCGACCCGCGUCCUCGACGCCCUGCGCACCGCCGCCGCCGCCGCUCCCUCACCCGCAUCCCCAUCCCUCUCCUUCGUAAGACACGCAACGCAUCAAGCCCAAGGCCGAGCCAAUGGCGCAAAAGACGGGCCCGGAAAGCGUCUCGGUGCUAAGAAAGCAGGAGGCGAGUACGUCGUCCCCGGCAACAUCAUCUUCCGCCAACGCGGCACCAUGUGGUUCCCCGGGGAGAACUGCAAAUUCGGCCGCGACCACUGCAUCUUCGCCACGCAGGCCGGCUACGUGCGGUAUUAUCGGGACCCGCUGAAGCACCCGGAUCGCCAGUACAUAGGUGUCGUGCUCGAUAAAGACGAUACGCUCCCGUAUCCGGUCAAUGCGGCGCGGAAACGGAGGCUGAAUAUGGUGCCUGUGAAGAGGGAGACUGUUGCUGCUGAGGCUACCGCUGAAGUCGUUGUGGAGGGUCUGCCUGCGGCGAAGGUGGAGACGACGGUGAAUGGGUUGAAGAUGGGCAAGGGAUAUGCGUUCCGGAAGACGAAUUGGGAGAUUGGGCGUGCGGGAGACGAGAUGAAGGACAAGGUCAAGAAGUUCAUCCCCGGAGACAGGUUCACGGCCUGGCGGAAGGCGGCCGCUAGGAAAGCGUUGAACAUGGAGAGGAGGAAACUGCGCAAUGCACAAAAGGCGGCGAAGCCGAAGAGGAAGCCCAGGGCACGGUAAAGCACCGGCAGUGUAUACUAUCUGUAGAACAUCAACGAAGAUGGUAUUUGACAGGACAUGAUGCUCGAAUAUGCUAAUAUGCUGGAAGAGGACUAUAGCUUCGCGUUCUCCGUGAGCACCAGUCCCUGGUUCUCUACACGGUACUGCCUUCCCUUCGUCCAGCCAAGCCACUGGCUCAGAGUCUCCUCUCC
This is a messenger RNA of Westerdykella ornata, 1019 nucleotides long. RefSeq lists its product as uncharacterized. Gene Ontology annotation, biological process: translation. Lineage: Eukaryota; Fungi; Ascomycota; Dothideomycetes; Pleosporales; Sporormiaceae. Gene Ontology annotation, molecular function: structural constituent of ribosome. The coding region runs from base 37 to 828 and encodes 263 amino acids. The record is from RefSeq and is a predicted model, not a curated record. Gene Ontology annotation, cellular component: ribosome; mitochondrial large ribosomal subunit. The transcript is spliced from 2 exons.